Ochlerotatus camptorhynchus is the source of this 4554-nucleotide messenger RNA. RefSeq lists its product as uncharacterized. The coding region runs from base 1 to 4554 and encodes 1517 amino acids. Lineage: Eukaryota; Metazoa; Arthropoda; Insecta; Diptera; Culicidae. Gene Ontology annotation, molecular function: nucleic acid binding. The transcript has 3 exons. The record is from RefSeq and is a predicted model, not a curated record. Gene Ontology annotation, biological process: DNA integration.
AUGAACGGAGUCUUCCGUCAACUACCGAAGAACGUACAUGUGUUCGUCGACGCUGACGAUAUCCUCAUCGUCACCACCGGACCCACGCCACGCCAUGUACGCGCGCUCGCGAAAUUGAACGAACCUGUGGAGCAUUGGGAUACUCCGUUGGUAAAUCUCCUGUCGUACAAGCUGGAUCAAUCCACUUUGCGAGCCUGGGAAGAGAAGACGAGCGAAAAGGACGACGUCAAGUAUGACGAACUGGUAGAAUUCCUCUACCAGCGUGUUCGAGUGUUAAACUCCGUUGGCUACGAUCAACAGCAGCAACCGGCAUCUUCAAAGGUGGCCGGUAGCACACCGAAGCCCUCCAAGUUCAAGUUCGCAGCAAACGCCACUGCAUCCUCCAGUUCGAAUGCUUCUUGUCCGCUGUCCUGUUCUGACAACCACGUCCUUCGCAACUGCCCAGUAUUCCUCGGGAAGGAUGUACGCCUUCGCCGAGAAUUCGUGACGCAGAAACGGUUGUGCUGGAACUGUCUGGGAAGCGGACAUCAAUCGAAAAAGUGCGCCUCGAAGUUUACGUGCCGAACGUGCCAUGAACGACACCAUUCUCUGCUGCACGAUUCCGGUACAUCCAAGGCAUUUUCGAGUUCCUCCGGAUCAUCAUCUUCUCCUGUACAGCAACCGAUUCCAUCCACAAGUGUGGGUCCUUCAUGUGGGAGCUCCGCUUCACCCAAUGUCAGCAUGGCAGUCCAAACUGCAUGCAGCAUCGUUCUGCUGGAAACGGUUGUCCUGAAUAUCGUCGAUGAUCAUGGCAGAAAGCAUCAGGCAAGGGCCUUACUGGACUCGGCGUCAAUGUCCAACUUCAUUUCGAAGCCGCUGGCGAAGCGGUUAUUCAACCCACGGUCAAAGGUGGACAUAUCAAUAGCAGGAAUCAGCCUCUCGACGCAGAACGUUAAAAGCGCUAUCACCGCAACGGUUCAAUCGCGGACGCAGGAAUUCUCCACGAAACUUCAAUUCCUAGUCCUCAAGAAUCCGUCAGCGGAGCUGCCUACAAUUCCGAUCAAUAUUUCGUCGUGGAAUUUCCCGGAUGUUACUCUCGCAGAUCCACGAUUCCAUAUCCCAGGAAGGAUAGACCUUAUCAUCGGAAGUGAAGCCUUCUGGGAGCUACACACUGGUCGGAAGAUUUCAUUGGGAAAUGAUCUUCCAUGGUUGACUGAAACGCCAUUCGGAUGGGCUGUCGCUGGAACAACAUCCAAUCAGUCAAAAUGCAUUCCUCGGAUCUGCAAUCUUUCGACAAAGGACGAUCCUCUAGAAACCGCACUCCUGAAGUUCUGGGAAAUCGAAACCAUCUCCGAUGGUCCACCACUAUCUGUGGAAGAAAAUCGCUGUGAGCAACACUACACAGCGACCACUACUCGUGAUCCAUCUGGGAGGUACAUCGUCAGUCUUCCUCGAACCGACAAUCCCGAAGUUGUCCUAGGAAGCUCCCGGGAAAUCGCAGAUCGUCGUCUUCGAAGCAUCGAGCGGCGACUCGAACGUGAUCCUGCUACCAAGGAUGCAUACCACCGCUUCAUUGACGAGUACCUCGAAUUAGGACACAUGAAUAAGCUUGACGAACCGGUAGACGAUGACAUUCCUCAUUGCUACAUCCCGCACCACGCUGUCUUCAAGGAGUCGAGUACAACAACGAAGGUCAGGGUCGUAUUCGACGCGUCGUGCAAGACGUCGUCGGGAUAUUCACUGAACGACACGUUAUUGGUUGGUCCAGUCGUUCAGGAAGAUCUUCAAGCACUGGUGCUGAGGUUUCGCAUUCGCUUCGUUGCUAUGGCUGCCGACGUGGAGAAAAUGUAUCGCCAAAUGCUUCAUUUCGCCAGCGACCGAAGAUUCCUACGAAUCCGCUUCAGGAAGAGCCCCACCGAUCCGAUUUCCACCUACGAACUGCAGACAGUCACCUACGGUACUGCGGCUGCUCCGUUCUUGGCCACGAGGACUCUGCAACAAAUCGCUUUAGAUAAUGGAGACCAAUUUCCAGUUGCUGUAGAAGCGGUGAUCCACGAUUUCUACGUUGACGAUUUUCUGUCUGGUGCCGACGAUGUAGAAUCUGCCAUCCAGCUUCGCAAGCAGGUAACAGAGAUGCUCAGUGCUGCUGGAUUUCCAAUCAAGAAGUGGGCAUCAAAUAUUCCUGAGGUUCUCCAGGACGUUCCACCGGAAGAUCUGGCACUCAACCCUCUACACGACCUACAAGAUGAGCCAGCCGUUUCAACUCUCGGUCUCGUCUGGGAACCAUCGAAUGACGUACUUCGGUUCAAGGUCCAGCUACCACUUCCCGCUGCGAUCCUGACGAAGCGUAAGGUGAUGUCUUACAUCGCUCAAAUCUUUGACCCGCUUGGUCUCGUGGGUCCUACGAUCGUUGUCGCCAAACUUUUCAUGCAGCGUUUGUGGGCCUUGAACAUUCAGCUUCACUUCUUCGCCGACGCCUCCAAGGGAGCGUAUGGGACCUGCUGUUACGUGCGGGCCGAAACUAGUGACGGUGUUUCAAUUCAACUUCUGACGGCCAAAUCCAAGGUUGCGCCGUUAUCCAGUCGGCAUUCGAUAGCCCGGCUAGAACUCUGCGCUGCACGAUUAUCGACGCAGCUCUACAAGAAGGUGAAUGCUGCCCUGAAGAUAUCUGCCACUGCUUUCUUCUGGACGGAUUCCACCACCGUUCUUCAAUGGCUACAAUCAUCGCCUAGCCGUUGGAAGGCAUUCGUAGCGAAUCGAGUAGCGCAAAUCCAGCACGCAAGCGACGUGAACUGCUGGAAACACAUUGCUGGCAUCGAGAACCCUGCUGAUGAUAUCUCGCGAGGACUGAAUCCAGUGGACCUUCUGCAAUGCAAGCGCUGGUGGAACGGUCCUGAGUGGCUGUCACGUGCUCCGGAAGCCUGGCCGAAACCAAUUCCAUCCGAAGAAGAAACGGGAGCGACUGAUGAAGAAGUUCGUAAGGCAACACUCGUUGCGAUGACCGUUGUUCAGGUGGACUUCUGCGACGAUUUGUUUGCUCGUUACUCUGGUUUCUCCAAGCUUCGUCGUGUUACAGCUGUCUGCUUACGCUACGUUCGUUCUUUACGAGAACGUGCAUCGCUGCGCCGUUCAGAUCCGGACAAGUACACCAGCAUCGGCAUUCAAGACAAGCCAAUUCCUCCACUCACCACCAUGGAACUUCAACGUGCAGAACUACGCCUAUGUCGUCUAGCACAACAGCAGACAUUUUCAGAAGAGAUUUCCGAUCUUGUCAGUGGUGAAAGAGUCGUUAAGUCAUCCAAGCUGAAGUGGCUGAGACCAUUCAUCGAUCAAGACGGUAUCCUUCGUGUUGGUGGCCGGCUGCGAAACGCUGAACUCUCCGACUUUGUCAAGCAUCCGAUCGUGCUCGCUGCCAAACAUCCACUGUCGACUCUGCUGGCUAGUUCUUUUCACUUGAAGCUUCUGCACGCAGGCCCGCAACUCCUGCUAGCCACUCUCCGCCAGAAGUAUUGGAUUAUGGGCGGCAGAAAUCUUGUAAAAUCCGUCUUUCACCAUUGCCACACUUGCUUUCGUAGCAAGCCCACACUAGUCCAGCAGAGCCCAGCAGAUCUACCGGCAUCCCGAGUCUCACCAACUCGACCCUUUUCCGUCUGCGGCGUUGAUUACUGUGGACCGUUCUUACUGAAGUCACCCGUCCGCAAUCGCAUCCCAACGAAGGCAUACGUAGCGAUCUUCGUCUGCUUCGCUACAAGGGCUGUGCACAUCGAGCUAGUGAGUGACCUUACUACAGCGGCAUUCCUAGCAGCUCUUCGUCGAUUAGUCGCCCGCAGAGGAAAGGUUGCUGAACUGCAUUCAGACAACGCCACUACGUUCAAAGGAGCCUCGCACGCACUGUACCGUGUCUACCAGAUGCUGAAGGUGAACGAUUCCGACCGUGAGAAAGUCCUGAACUGGUGUUCCGAGAACGAGAUCCGUCGGAAAUUUAUUCCACCUCGAGCGCCUCAUUUUGGAGGCUUGUGGGAGGCUGCCGUGAAGUCUGCGAAGAAGCACCUGUUGAAGACCAUCGGGAACAUCAGCAUCGGCUACGAAGACAUGUUGACUCUCCUAGCCCAAGUCGAGAUGUGCCUCAACUCCCGUCCGCUAACAUCAAUGCCGAGUGAGCCAUCCGAUAUGGAGGUUCUUACUCCAGGACACUUUCUCGUCGGAAGUAAUUUGCAUGCUGUUCCGGAAGCCGACCUGCGUGGGGUUCCUGACAAUCGCCUUAACUCGUACGAGCUGACCCAGAAACAUCUUCAGAACAUCUGGUCUCGCUGGUAUCCCGAAUACCUGCAACAAUUGCAGUCACGUGCUAUCAAAGGCUGCAAUCCACCUGUCACUGUGGAAGUCGACAGAAUCGUUAUCGUUAAGGAGGACAACGUUCUUCCAGCCAGCUGGCCGCUCGGUAGAAUUACCAAGCUCCAUCCAGGCAAGGAUGGUGUCGUCCGAGUCGUCACAUUACGAACAGCACCUGGCAAGGACAUCGUCCGUCCAGUAGCAAGGAUCGCUCUGCUACCGUCACCGAAUCCAGCCCUCUAA